Messenger RNA from Malaya genurostris, 1425 nucleotides. RefSeq lists its product as uncharacterized. The coding region runs from base 1 to 1425 and encodes 474 amino acids. The transcript is spliced from 3 exons. NCBI's taxonomy places the organism in Eukaryota, Metazoa, Arthropoda, Insecta, Diptera, Culicidae. The record is from RefSeq and is a predicted model, not a curated record.
AUGUGCAGGUUGAGGAUCAAGGGCCGUUUCUUCAACUUUAGCAUAAUCAACGUGCACAGCAUUUACUCCGGAAGCACUGAUGAUGACAUGGACGCAUUUUACGUGCAGCUCGAACGUGAGUACGACUGUUGCCCAAGCCACAAUGUCAAGAUCAUCAUAGGAGAUCUAAACGCUCAGGUAGGCCAGAAGGAGGAGUUCAGACCGACGAUUCGAAAGUUCAGCGCCCACCAGCUGACAAACGAAAACAGCUUACGACUCAUCGAAUUUGUCGUCUCCAAGAACAUGACCAUUCGUAGCACCUUCUUCCAACAUAGCCUCCCUUAUCGUUAUACCUGGAGAUCAUCACAGCAGACGGAAUCACAAAUCGACCUCGACGUUCUGAUUGAUGGAAGGCACUUCUCCGACACUAUCGACGUCAGGACCUAUUGUGGCGCUAACGUCGACUCUGACCACUAUCUGGUAAUGGUGAAACUGCGAUCAAAACUCUCCGUCAUCAACAAUGCACGGUACCAACAGCCGCCACGGUACAACAUAGAGCGAUUGAAGCAACCGGAUGUCGCCUCAGCAUCCGCGCAGAAUUUCAAGGCAGCGUUGCCAGACGAGGGCGAGCUCGAUGUGGCUCCCCUAGAUGACUGCUGGAGUACAGUAAAAGCAGCCAUAAACAACGCAGCCGAGUGCACCGUCGGGUACGUGGAACGGAGUCGACGAAUGGUUCGACGAAGAGUGGAGAGUGAUUUUAACGUGGAACGAUACAAACAGAAGCGGAAACAGCAGACCCGUAUCUUUCGGGAGAAAAAACGCCACCUGGAAGAAGCGGAGUGCGAGGAAAUGGAACUGCUGUACUGCUCUCAAGAAACACGGAAAUUCUCCCGCAACGGCCCAAUGCCGCGAGCCGAAAUGUGCAGGGAUCAGGACGGGAGCCUCUUAACGGAUGGACGUGAGGUGAUUAAAAGGUGGAAGCAGCACUUCGAUGAGCACCUGAACGGCGCGGAGAACGUAGGCAUGAAGGUUCAAGAUGACGGGAGAAACGACUACGUCAGUGCAGCAAAAGACGGAAAUGAUCGAGCUCCCACAUUGAGGGAAGUUAAGCAUGCCAUGCACCAGCUCAGAACCAACAAAGCAGCUGGUAAGGAUGGCAUCGCAACUGAACUCAUCGAGAUGGGCCCAGAAAAGUUGGCCACGUGUUUGCACCGAUUAAUAGUCAGGAUCUGGGAAACCGAACAGCUACCGGAGGUGGGGAAGGAAGAGGGUCAAUUUGUGUGCUUUGCGGAUGACAUGGACAUUAUCGCGAGAAACUUUGGAAUGGUGGAAGAGUUGUACACACGCCUGAAACGCGAAGCAGCAAAGGUUGGACUGGUGGUGAAUGCGUCGAAAACAAAGUACAUGCUAGUAGGCGGAACCGAGCACGAUUCGUCUAGGAAGUAA